ACUGCAAUGAAGAAAAGAAAACUUGCUGAAAAGAAAGUGAUCCAAAGUAUGGCAUCAUUCAUUAGUGAUGUGGUUACGUAUUUGAUGAAUCAUUCAUCACAGGAUGAAGCUUUUCAUGAACAGAUCAGAGAACCUGUGGAAUCAUGUUUAUCAAGUCUGAGAGAAAUGAUGAAGAAAGUAGUGGAUAAAUGCAGUAGCAUUAUUGUGAAGAGAUUCUCGGUUUUAAUCCAGAUCAGUCUUAAUGGAGUACAGGAGGCAAUCACAGCCUGUGAGCAAACUGCCAGGAGCUGGGGAUCAUUGGAUGAAACUCCAGGUAAAUAUCCUUAUCGCACCUAUAAAGCUGUCUGUGUUCGUCAAGGUGUGUUCACAUCAAGAAAAUAUGGCUCCAUUGACUUCAAUGAAGAACUAACAGAGCCUAUCCUCACAACUCUACAGAAGGACUGGAAUCAAGUCUUUAGUUAUGAUCUUCAUAGUAACCUGAACAGCUUCAAGACCAGCAUCUUACAGAAAGUGAACAAGUUCUUUAAAUAUGUCAUGAGCAGACUAUGCAAGAUGAACAUAAGGACAGAAGCAGUAAAGAAAAUUCAGAGACAACAGAUAAAAACAGUAGAAGUGGAGCUAAGUAACUUCAUCAUGGAUAUGGAAGCCCUUAUAAAUCAAAGGCAGCGAGAGAUUUCCCGUCUUCUGACUGCAGUAGUACAAGUCGAAAUGAAAUCAACUUAUGCAGCUUGUGCAGAGAUGCGUGGUCAUGGCUGUUUACAGCAAAUGACAAAAUGUAUGUGUGACUUCAUUCACAGAAAAAAUGUGCAGAUGUUUAGAUCAGUUGGAGACAGUCUAACAAAAGAAUUAAAAUGUUUCCAGACUCAGAUAUGGAAUUGCCUUGAGUUAAAGACGAAGAGUCUGCACAAGUCACUGACUAUUCAGUUUGAGCCUCUGUUGAAGUGUAUGAAGGAAAACAAUGUGACUAUUCAUGAACUGAUACUUAUUUACAGACAAGUUAGUGAAAUAUGUCGAAGGUCUAAUAUUGAAUUCAAAUUUAAUGAUCUAAAUGAAGAAGACGAGGAGUGUUUACCUUCUACAUCAGGGGCUGCAAAAAGUACCACUUGUACAAAAAAAAUAGAUUUUCAUGAGGGAAUAUGUGGCAUGGAUGAUGAGGACGGUAAUACCUUUCCAAAGAUCUACCACAGCCCUACACAGACAUGCCAUAAAGAAAAAAACACUUUUGCAGCACCACCACCUUUGGAGUCAUCACGCUCUUCCAUUACCUGCAAACGCAAACGCUCCAAAUCUAUGGAUAAAAUCCUAAAUCUGUCUGGUCAGGAGAGAGGACUAGAUUCCUUGCAAACUCCAGCAGUCCCCAGUAAAAUCAAAACAACUUCACAUGGCCAGCAAGUAUCUGUUCUGGAAACAUGUACAACCACCUGCAGCUCAGAAGACCAAGAAGAAGCUAACUCCACUGGAGGUGAGACCAAUAGGCAGACUGAUAUGCAUCCAACUUCAAUAGCAGCAGUGCCACCACAGAACAAGCCUGGAAGCAGUGAUUUUUGGAAAACUAAAUCCAAACAAUGAUAAUGAUAAGGAAUGAAAUGCAGAACAUGAAGUAUUGUUUUCCUGCCGUUUAUAUACCAUCAUGUGAAAAUUAUAUUUUGCUAUCAAUUUGUCUCUAUAACAAAUAUAGUUAUCAGUACAUAUACCUGAAAACCUUGUCAUUUUAAAUGGUGUACCAGAAUAUCUGCAGCAGGGCUUCAGAUCUUCAGAAUAAAAUUUGAAGUGAAAGU
Molecule: messenger RNA, 1778 nt
Organism: Protopterus annectens (West African lungfish)
Lineage: Eukaryota; Metazoa; Chordata; Ceratodontiformes; Protopteridae
Product: nuclear GTPase SLIP-GC-like
Exons: 11
Coding region: 7-1569 (520 amino acids)
Source: RefSeq, a predicted model, not a curated record